AUGAACUCCCUCUUCAAUUCUGCGCUGAAGCAGUCCUCUGCUGUUCGCCGAGAUCUGGAUCAAUUUUCCCAGUCCCCGGCUACCUCGUCCCCCGCUCUCCAAGGCCAGAUUGCCGCGUCACUCUCCUCGCUCGCCCGUACUAUCGAUGACUACUCGGCCCUAUCUAAAAAGGAGUUGAUCCCGGAGAAGCAAGAGAAAGCGUUCGAGCGAGUCAAGAACUUCCGCACUGAAUUGGCCGACUACCGGGCUCAAUUCGAACGUCUGCGCAAAGAGCGAGAGGAAGCGCAAUCGGUUAGCAACCGCAAUGAACUACUCGGUCGCCGUCCCCACCACGCCGCCACCCCGGAGAACCCAUAUGCCCAGUCCUCUCUCCCCGCGUCCUCGGCCUUUGCACCUUCUUCCUCCGGUCUCAGCUUCGGCGCGGGACCUACCAAUUAUACUCGUGAAACGCACGCCCUGCGGGAACAGUCCUUCUUUGCCAACACGCACAACCAGCUCGACGAUUUCCUCGAUCGGGGUCGCGCCGUGUUGGCGGACCUCGGUCAACAACGGGAGGUGUUGAAGGGUACCCAGCGCCGACUAUAUAGCGUGGCGAAUACGUUGGGGGUGAGUGGAGAUACGAUUCGUAUGGUGGAACGGCGGGCUCGUCAGGAUAAGUGGAUUUUCUGGGGUGGAGUGGUGAUUUUCUUCCUGUUCUGCUGGGCCGUGUUGCAUUUCUUGCGAUGA
This is a messenger RNA of Penicillium brasilianum, 726 nucleotides long. NCBI's taxonomy places the organism in Eukaryota, Fungi, Ascomycota, Eurotiomycetes, Eurotiales, Aspergillaceae. The record is from the annotation of a GenBank genome assembly.